AUGCUGUACGAAUUAAUCGGAGUGGUCCGCCAAGGCAGCUUGACCGAAGUCAGGGAGUUCGUCCAUCCCAUCCAAUUCCACCCUCGCAGAUUCCCGACGUCACCAGCUAACCUUCCGCCCUGCAGAAUCGCUCAGACUGUCGGCUCCCUUGUUGUCAAGAACGGCGGCGUCAUCCGCGGCCUCGCCAAUUGGGGCGUGUUCGCCCUCCCCCGCCCCGUUUCCAUCCAUCAGAUGAGGCACACCCACGGCCACUACUUCGUUAUGCGAUACGACGCCUCGGCCAAGGUGCACCAAGAUGUCCGCUCCACACUCCGCUUAGAGCCCAGAAUGAUUCGAUCGGCACAUGUCAAGCUCGGUGAUGGAAAGCUUGAGACCCUUGCGCGAUUCGGGGCACCCAAGUGGCAAGAAUCGAGAUCAUAA
Clonostachys rhizophaga is the source of this 420-nucleotide messenger RNA. NCBI's taxonomy places the organism in Eukaryota, Fungi, Ascomycota, Sordariomycetes, Hypocreales, Bionectriaceae. The record is from the annotation of a GenBank genome assembly.